AUGCCAUUUUCAUCCAAAGCGUCUAAGUCAAAGUCGUAUAAGAAACAUUCGUUUUCUGACAUGACUAAUGAGGAACCAAUUCAAUCAGAGUCAUGUGCACUUCUCAAACAUAAAAAGGAAGACCUGACUAGGCAAGAAAGUAGGCAUACUACUGUUGGGAUGCCUGAGAAAUCGAGUCUCGGAACACAUGAUGCGCACACCACAAUCGUAGCAGUUGCAAAUGAUACAAACCCCUUCAGCAAUAUCCCAUCAGUCACGCUGAGCGGUUCGUCAGUUGAGAGCUUGCUUCAAAACGGGCGCUUUCUAAAGCAUCCGCAGCACUACUUAGACCUUUUUACACCGCUUCUGGAGUUUUUCGUGUACUACAUGCACCCCAGCAGCGCCUUAGUGUGUGUACACGGGAUAAAAUGCACUUCUGAUGACAUGGAUGAAACUGUUCGCAUGGAAACAGAGGGUGUUAUCGUCCCCGAUGUUGGUAUUACACCAACUCCACACACUGUAGUUAACACAAAUAAUACUUUAGUACAGAGCUGCACUGGAAGAGGUGCGAACAUCUGUAACCAGUGGGAUAAUGAUCAAAGUAAGAACGUGGCCAUCCAACGUUGCUGCGCAGAGCUCAUAGGGAGUUAUGAAAAAGAAUAUACAGUUGAAGAAGGAUCGUCAGAACACAGCACAAGUGGACCGCAUUCCCAUUUCUUCAGAAGCUCAACCACUGCCCGACAACAACAACAAUCUGGAUCUUUCGUCGUGGAUGCAUGGCGUAACGGGGCUUAUUGUGAUUCAAUGCAUCAGUCUCCACGAGAAUUUAAAGAGCAACUGGAGGCACAGAUGCAGUUAUUGAAAGUAAUUGCAUUUCCUAUGACAGUUUUGUCAUAUUUUGCGUCAUACUCACUAGAAGACAUUUUUGCACAAGAUUCUAUUGAGCGGUGUUUUUGCAACUUCAGCGAUCACUCUGGCAGCUACAAAAAGUGGUCCAGAAAGGAAGUCUAUGAUCCUUCCAUUAAUGUAAAGUCAACUAAAAAUGGAGAUCACAGCCCAAAAGCAAGCAAGAUGAAGCAAUCUUGGCCACAAACUGGAGAGGAUUUUGAUCAAAUGCUAAAAUAUCUCGCGGAGUCUUGUCGUUCCCAUUACAACCUCGAUAAGCUUAAUCAGUUAAUGCAUUUACUCAAUGAGGCCGCCUCGCGGUAUCUUCCGGCUUUUCCGGAUGAUAACGCCUACUUAAUGGCUAAAGGUGCCACCUUCGUUAUGGAGCACUGGUCCAGAUCAGCAAGCCACGGCAAAUUUACAACCGGUAUCUUUACGUUAGCACAUCGAUCAAGGCUGAAGCUUCUCGAGCAGGCUGUACCGUGUAUCCAAGCGAUUACUGGCAUUCUCAGGCACCACACCCGCUGCCGCCUGGCGCUUAUGAGCCCCAGGCCGCGUGUACAGCGGGUAGGCUCACGUCUUCACUUGAGCCCGAAGGAAGUCGAUACUCUGACGUUUCUGUUGCUAUGCCAUUGCGGAGCUAUGUUGUGUGCUUCAAUCAAUGUUCCACAAACCCCGUUAGCAUUGGCUCACCAAAUGAACCUCACACCAAAGGAGCUUAUGUGGUUCUUAAACGAGCAUCGUCCUCAUAUGAAGCAAGGUCUCAUCACUUCCGACGCACGGCAGCGGAACGGUUUUAUCGACUGUCACGUGGCGAUGCAGCAGGAGGUGGUCACAGCCCUGACGGGGGACGAUCUUACCGAGGAGCAGUUAAUCAAACUCGAGCGUACUGCCCUGGCUGAAGUGCUCAACGAGGAGCGACGACAACAGGAGCGGGCUACUGAGAUGACGGUAGUUUCUGCUACCGUUAUUGAAAGAGCGAUGGACUCGAGUGCAAAGAGACAAAAGCGUCCUUGUGACAAUCAAAUACACUCUGGAAGUGGCCUCUUUCCGCACCGAAGGGUACCUCGUCUGGAAGACGGCGAAGAUGGUCUAUGUGUCAGCAGUCCGAAUACGAGAAGUGUGUCUCCCAGUAAUGUCAGUGCGGAUGAAAACAGCGACGACGUAGUAGACUUCUCUCUGCGAAAUCUAACACCAGGGCUGGAUUCUAUGGCUUUGGCACCCCGGGGUUAUGAAGUCAAUGACUCAACCAGGUUUGGGAGUGGAGAAAACCAUGUCUCGGAUUGCGUUAGGACCUCAGGUGGAGGGCUUCAAAAUGGUGUUCAGGAAAGUGACACCACAAGCGUGGGGGCGGGCAUUACAACGCUUCCGAUGUGCACACCUGGAGGUGACGAGGAGGAAUUCCCCACCGGUACCAACUUUUCCACAUAUAAGACUGACUUUGAAUACAUGGAGGCCGCCUUCAACUUGAUCGCUACGUUUAUACGCAUCCGUACCGCUGAAGGUGACAUCAAAGAUGAUGAAGACUGUUAUCAGCCUAAGACAAAGCUUGAGGCAACGUUGCGGGAGCUCAAGGGGCGUCAGCGGGUGUGGAUGUCAGUCCACAGGCGUCGUGUACAAGCGACACUUGAGUAUACAACGAAGGGUCACGGCUACUUGCCUCGUAUUGAGCAACUUUCACAGCGUCUCGGUCUCAACGAGCUGGAAAAACAGGUCCUAUUACUUAUGGUAGGCAACGUUGUAUCGCAUGACAUUCUAAUCGCCAUCAACGGCCGCUACGGGAUGCGGGACGGACAGCGGGUCCUCACAGUGGGGUAUAUCCUUUUUGUGCUUUGUGAGAAUCUGCAGGAGCGCAUUGCAGUGCGUAAGUCUUUUUAUAAAUCUUCACCACUCAUUUCGAACAACAUCCUCUCGCUGAGUCUGGACUCGAGCUGUAAAUCGCGCUUUAACACGGAUCUCAUGGACUACGUCUGUGAUAUUGAUCGAAAGAUUGUCGACUAUCUGAUGGGGACGGAGACUGAGACCACUGAAAUGGUUCCGGGAUCCAGGUUGUAUUCUCCUACGGUGACCAUCAGUAACGUGGUACUGCCGUCACAAACCACCGAUCUCGUCCUCUCAACAAUUGAGAACUACAGUUUAUUCGAGCGGUGUAAGGUAGAGUGUGGUUUCGGAAAAGGUCUUGGCUCGGGUGCUAGCGGUCUUGUCAUUUUGUUUUACGGACCCAGCGGUACAGGGAAGACAAUGUUAGCGAACGCCGUGGCUCAUGAGCUAAAGAAGAAGAUUCUCCUUGUCACAGUAUCAGAGUUCCGCGCAGACAAGAACGCGGCAGAGAUGAUGAACUUCAUUUUCAGAGAGGCCAGACUAAACAAUAAUGCUAUUAUUUUUUUCGAUGAGUGUGAAUCCCUUUUCGAGACACGGGAAGCCAAUCCACUUGUAACUUCGUUGCUCUCUGACUUCGAAAAAUAUGAAGGACUCGUCAUUAUGGCUACAAAUAAAGCUCAGAACAUGGACGAAGCCAUGAACCGCCGCAUCUCUCUCAUGAUUGAAUUUAAGCUCCCAGGGCAUGAGAUGCGCGAGACCAUCUGGAGGCAUCACAUCCCGCCAAGGAUCAAGCUGCACGAAGAUGUCAGGCUAAAUCAGUUAGCGCUGAAUUAUGAGCUGAGCGGUGGCUUGAUUCGUAAUGCGGUUCUGGCUGGCCUCCAGCACGCCGUCGCACGCGAAAAGACCGAGACUCCGACACUCAACAUGAAGGACCUCGAGGAAGGCGCUAAGCAGCAGCUCCGUGGCUUCUUUUUGGCUUCGCAGUUGCCGUGUGCAGCGAGCAGCAAGUCCUAUGUGACCCCGAAGUGCGUUUUGUCUGAACUUGUCGUGAAGGAUACAACUAGGAAACAAAUCGAGACGAUUGCUAAGCUUGCCAAGAGCCGGAGCACACUUUUUUCUCAAUGGGGAUUUAGCCAAGAUGCAUGUGAAAAUAUUGGUGCUGUUUAUCUUUUCUCAGGCCCUAGUGGAGCAGGCAAAUCGCUCGCGGCCGAGGGCAUUGCCUUUGACUGCGGGGCUACAAUCCGUUUAUGUAACCUAGCGGAGCUCAUGUUACUUCAGGAAAUUAACAUUCACUCUGUCUUCGAAGAGGCUCGCAGUCUCGGAGCGAUUGUCGUAUUCGACCAGGCGCAAAGUCUUUUUAACCAUAGUGAACGUAGCAUCAGCAUCUCGCAAAUGAUCCAGUAUUACGCUAUGAGAUAUCCAAGGCCUGUCAUCGUUAUUGCUACCACAAGAACGUCCUGGGAUAGGGACGGUGGUGCGAUGAUAGGUGACAGUGCGUCCUGGAUUGACGUCCAAGCGUCACGUUUAGUUUUAAAUACUCAUGUCGUAUUUCACUUACCAAGUCGCGAGCUCCGUAAAGAACUGUGGUCCAAGGCUUUUCCCACUAAAGUACCACUUGCUGGGGACGUCGACUUCGAUACCCUGAGCAACUCCAUGGUGUCGGGUAAGAUGAUCCGUACGGUGGCUUUUAACGUGUGUUGUCAAGUUGCUCUGUUGCCAGAGUCUAAGCGAAAGCUAGACAUGAAGAUGAUCAUUGAUGAACUAGAAGUUGCUGUGCUUCGAGAACGGGGACAUAAUUCGUCCUCCUUAAUGUUUGCAUGA
Phytomonas sp. Hart1 is the source of this 4506-nucleotide messenger RNA. NCBI's taxonomy places the organism in Eukaryota, Euglenozoa, Kinetoplastea, Trypanosomatida, Trypanosomatidae. The record is from the annotation of a GenBank genome assembly.